Molecule: messenger RNA, 1910 nt
Organism: Monodelphis domestica (gray short-tailed opossum)
Lineage: Eukaryota; Metazoa; Chordata; Mammalia; Didelphimorphia; Didelphidae
Source: RefSeq, a predicted model, not a curated record
CCUGCCUCUCACAGGAUGUCCAGCUCAGACCGACCCUCGGGGGAGACGGAUGUCCGGCAGCUCCUGAAACUCUACCGCACUGAGAUCUCUAUGGCAGUGGAUGACACGUUCCCGCUGCUCCAUGGCCUGGCUGAUCAUGAUGUCAUCCCGGAAGACAAGUUCAAGGAGACUCAGAGUCUGAGAGAAAAGGACGGCUGCCACAAGGCGCUCCAUGCCCUGCUCAGCUGGCUCCUGGGGAGGGACUCGGCCUCCAUUCGCGGCUUCUGGACGGUGCUGUUCAAGGACUACAACCUGGAGAGAUACGGGAGGUUACAAGCCAUCCGGAGCAGCUUCCCCAAAGAUGUGGACCUCAGCCGAAGCCACAAAGGGAGGAGAGUGGCAGCCAGCGCCCCCAGGCUCCAGGGGAAGAGGAAGGAGUGCCCUCAACCGGCCCCCCAGGCUCUGAGAUGCGCCUCCAGCCCAGGACCCCCCCACAAGGUGAAGCCCCCCAAGAAGCCAGAGAACCCAGAGCCCCCACGCUUCCCUCUGGGAAACGGAAUUCGGAGCAUGUCUGCAUCGGUCCAGAGGUCUGUGGCUGUGGCUUCCAGCGAGCUCCCAGGCACCUGUGGGGCAGUGGAGGGCGUCCUUAUUAAACAGGUGUUUGAGUCAGGUGGCUCCAAGAAAUGUAUCCAAGUUGGUGGAGAGUUUUAUACACCAGGCAAGUUUGAGGAUCCCAGUGGAAAGAACAAAACAAGAAGCCCCAAACCACCAGCAAGAACCAAAGCUACCCAAGCACCCCACCAUGGCAGCAGAGCAGAGAUGCAGCUGAGCCAACAUGGCAGUGUGCCUGCCACACCAGCCCAGCCCCCUGAGCUGCACCUCCACCAGGUAAAUAUAGGACUGGAUUCCAUGUCCAGGGCUCUCAUCACUCCAUUGUCCAUCUUCUCCAGCAAGAUUGUUUUGACCCAGAGGAAUGACGAUGAGUGUGCCGUAUGUAGGGAUGGUGGUGAGUUGAUCUGCUGUGACGGUUGUCCCCGGGCCUUCCACCUGGCCUGCCUAGAACCACCAUUGACUGAUAUUCCCAGCGGGAUGUGGCGGUGUGGAUGCUGCAUAGUUGGAAAGGUGCACCAGGAUGGGCAUCACGGAGAGGAAAGAGACCCCCACUCAGAGACUGCGGCUCUCCUUGGGCUGAGGCCAGCCAGAACACAGGAGAAGAACCCCAUCGAGGAGCCCAGCCCAGGCCUGGUGGCUACUUUUGCCUUCAAACAGCCUCUUCCCAUUGCUCCUUCUCCAUCUCUGAUGCCGGCAAUUCCUCUGGCUACCUGCCAGCCCCUGCAGAACCCAGGGUCUGAGAGACAGCAGCAGAAUCUCUCAGCGGAGGACACGUGUGGGGUCUGCCAAGGAAGCGAGGAUUUGCUUCAUUGUGCCCAGUGUUCCAGGGUCUUUCAUUGGCACUGUUAUUUUCCAGCCAACUCUAGCAGAACAGGGGGGAUGGUCAAGUGCAAACCCUGUUCUGAAGUCCCUGUCCUCACUGCUGAAGAGGAUGCUCUGAGCUCUGGUGUCUCAGCCCUCGAGUCUGUGAAGAUGAUUGGAGACUCUUCUGGAAAGGAGACCAUUCUGAACAAAGAUGAGCUAGACUCGCUUCUGGGAGAGAACUCUUUUGAUGGAAUCCUGCAGUGGGCACUCCAGAACAUAUCGCGUCCCCUCUCCGAGACCCAGAGCUUUUUCUCUUAAUGCUCUAUAAAGAUGGAGACCAGCCAGCUCAGGAGGAUUGUGGACAGAUUGUGGUGACAGACAUCUGGAGAAGCCCUGGUCUCCUUUCCACAACCAGAACCAUCCGCCUGAAGAUUUCUUGAGCAUCCUCUGAAUGUAGGAGCAAUGGCUCCAGUGUCUAAGUAUAUGAUAUCAGGGGAUAAAAUUUACUUACUCAA